Molecule: messenger RNA, 2165 nt
Organism: Drosophila biarmipes
Lineage: Eukaryota; Metazoa; Arthropoda; Insecta; Diptera; Drosophilidae
Gene: Ir20a
Exons: 1
Coding region: 219-1898 (559 amino acids)
Source: RefSeq, a predicted model, not a curated record
UGAAAUUUCCAGUUCCAUUUUCUAGGCUCCAAGGUAAAUACGGCGGAGCCGCAAUGCUCGAGCCACCUCGUUGUGCACACAUUGAAAUUGCUCCAUGCAAUUGUCCCCGUGCAAUUAGGGGAGAUGGCUCUCGAUAAGGACUGGUGUUUAAGUCAAUUGCAGCACCACCUCCCUGCGAAAGGUCCUUUGGCCCGUCAGUCGCUUUUAGUGCCUGCGCCAUGCUGGCCAACUUGGAUCGGAGCAUCGCAGCCGAGGUGCUGGAACUCUACGGCCUGGUGGCUCAGUUCCUCCUGGGGCGAGAGACCACCCUGGUGUACUACAAUCCCGCAGGCCUCGACUGCAGCUGGAGUGUCCUGUGGCAGCGCAACCUGACCUCCCAUCCGCAGAUCGUUGGGCAGCGGAGCUAUCCCCGCCCGGAUCUCUAUGAUCGCUUCAACAGUGGACUCCUGGUGCUGGCCUGCCUGUCAGCGGACUCGCGGGCUGCUGGCCAACUGGAGACCCUGGCCUCUAGCCUGAGGCACCUGCGAAUGGUGCCCCUGCUCAUGGAAGUGGCUGGGUCCGAUCAGGAGUCCCUGGCUAGCCAGCUGCUUUCGUUUUGCCUGCGCCAGAGCAUGCUCCACGUGGAGCUGUACUUCCGCAACUACAACCACCCCCUGUUCCUCUACUCCUUUCGGGCCUUUCCAAGCUUUGAGCUGGCUAGGAGGCGGAUCUCAGGCGGAAGGGCAGUGGAAAUCUUUGCCAAUAAGCUGGCGAACCUGCAGGGUCAUCGCCUGCGCGUCAUGCCGGACCUGUCGCCGCCGAACACCUUUUCCUACCGAGAUGCCCGGGGACAGAGCCAGGUGGCCGGCUACCUGUGGGAGUUCAUGGCCAACUUUGCCAGUCGCAUAAACGCCGGCCUGGAGGUGGUGCGUCCCAACUGGCGUGCUGGUGGCGCCGCCGAGAGCUCAUACAUGCUCAAGUACACUGCCCAGGGCCUCAUAGACGUCGGCCUCACCACAACGUUGAUUAACACGCGAAACCUCUGGGCCAUCCAUCAGUACACCUAUCCGAUACUCAUCUCCAGAUGGUGCACCAUGUUGCCGGUGGAGCGUCCUCUGCCGACCGCCGACCUCUUCGGCAGGAUUCUGUGCCCGGCCUUGGCGGUGAUUUUAAUGCUUGUCACCAUCUUCGCCUGGCUGGUGCUCAGGAACCCCAGCUGCGUGCUGCUGCUAGGGAAUCCGAGGUUGACCCUGAUCGUGCCCCGACUGCUGGCCCUGCUCCUACUGACCACCUGCAGUGCCCAGCUGCUGUCUCUGCUGAUCUCACCGCCGUUCCACGAGAGGAUCACCAGCUUCGAGGAUCUGCUGCACGGCGACCAGAAGAUCCUUGGCAUCCGCAGCGAGUUCUACGACUUCGAUGGGGCCUUCCGGGCGCGGUAUGCAGGCAUAUUCCACCUGAUCGACGACCCCGACGAGCUGUACGACCUGCGGAACCACUUCAACACAACCUGGGCCUACACCAUAGCCUACGUCAAGUGGCUGGUGAUGAACACCCAGCAGCGACACUUCUGCAAGCCGGUCUUCCGCUUCUCCGAGGACCUCUGCUUCAUCGACUUUAUGCCCACCAGCAUGGUUGUGGCCCCCGAAUCGGUCUACUGGGAGGCCCUGAAGGACUUCACAUUCGUCGCGAGCCAAGCUGGCCUUCAGAAGCACUGGGUCCGCAAGAGCUUCUACGACAUGGUCAGGGCCGGAAUGAUGCACAUCAAGGACUACAGCGAGCUCGUUACCCUUAGGCCUCUGAACAUCGCCGAUCUUCAGCUGGUCUGGCGCAUCUGCGGAGCGGCGAUCGUGGUGGCCUUUGCGGUUUUCCUGGGGGAGUUGUUGUUUUUCUAUGGCAACGUGUUUCUCAACAGCUUGUAGGGUACCUUUGACUCGAGUUCCGACUUUUUGACUACACUAGCCGACAUAAGUAUUUUGACAAAACAAAAGUUAAGUAUACUCGUCCGUCCGUCUGUCCGUCCGUUUCUACGCAAACUAGUCUCUCAGUUUUAAAGCUAUCGGACUCAAAUUUCCCAAAAGUCUUCUUUCUAUUGCAGGUAGUAUAUAAGUCGGAACCAGCCGGAUCGGACAACUAUUCUUAUAGCUCCCAUAGGAACUAUCGGGGAAAUAAUUUUAAAAAAAAUUAUA